Molecule: messenger RNA, 1459 nt
Organism: Eruca vesicaria subsp. sativa (arugula)
Lineage: Eukaryota; Viridiplantae; Streptophyta; Magnoliopsida; Brassicales; Brassicaceae
Source: the annotation of a GenBank genome assembly
AUUUGGUCUUGUCUCUUUUUCAAACCUACAAAAAAUGGAGUUAUUCACCAAAGGAAACGCCCUCAAGAUACGGAGCCACCUGGACAAGUUUUUAGUCGCCGAUGACGACCAAGAAACCAUCCGUCAAAGCCGUGAAGGAGAUUCACAGCGAGCCGUUUGGACGGUGGAGACCGUCGUCGGUAAACCCAAUCUGCUACGGUUAAGAAGCUGCCAUGGCACGUACUUAACAGCGAGCAAUAAACCGUUACUGUUGGGUAUGACCGGUGAGAAAGUGACACAAACACCAAAGUCUAACAAACUUAUGGACUGGCAAACACAGUGGGAACCGGUGCGAGAUGGGUUCUCUGUGAAGCUGAAAUCUUGGUGCGGAAAAUGGAUGAGGGCUAACGGUGGAACACCGCCGUGGAGAAACUCCGUUACUCACGACGAGCCUCAUACGUUGAAGACCAAGAACUGGUUGGUUUGGGAUGUUAUUACCGUUGAUGGUUUUGAUCUUGAAAACAUGUCUGAUGGAGAUGAGAGCUCUGUUUCUUCACAUCACUCCGGGUCAGUGCCUGGGUCGCCUACUUCUGCCUGGUCAAAGAAGAGUAUUGGUCGGUUUGCUUCUCUUGGUUUAAGUUCUAUGUCUACGAAAUGGACUCCAAAACCGAAGACGAUAACCUUCAACCAAAAGGAGAAGACGAGUAACUUCAACAAAAACGAAACAGUUUCAGCAAUGGAGUUUUUCCAAACAGCUACAACUAUUCGAAUGCGCAACAGCCACAACAAGUAUCUAUCCGCCAACGACGACGAAGAAACAGUGACUCAAAACAGAAACGGAUCAACCAAAAACGCUCAAUGGACCGUCGAACCCGUUCAAGAUUCAUCCAAUGUAAUCCGUCUUAAAAGCUGUUACGGUAAAUACCUAACCGCUUCCAACGAGCGGUUCUUGCUUGGAGCUACAGGAAAGAAAGUGAUUCAGCUAAAACAGAGUCCACUUGACUCGUCUGUUGAGUGGGAACCGGUGAGAGAAGGUUCCAAGAUUAAGCUCAAGACUAGAGACGGUAACUAUCUAAGAGCUAACGGUGGUCUUCCUCCGUGGAGAAACUCCGUCACGCAUGAUAAUCCUCAUUUGUCGGCUACUCAAGAUUCCAUCUCGUGGGAGGUUGAUGUUGUUGAGAUCAAUUAUCAAAAUUCGGUUGUGUCUCCACCGAAAUCGGAUGGGAGGACAAUAUAUUACCACAUCGCUGAUGAUGAAGGGCAUGUGGAGGACAAGUCAACCGUUGGAGCUGCUUUCACGUUUAAAGGAAACAGUGUGGCAGAACUGACUCGGACACUGCGAGAAGAGACUUGCUUGGAGAAUGGUGUGGUGUGCACUCGCAGUCCGUUAAACGGCGAGCUAUUUCCCCUUCGUUUGCAACUUCCUCCCAACAAUGGAACGUUGCAUGUCGUUUUAGUACCCUUCAGUGCUAGCCUAUAG